Molecule: messenger RNA, 6326 nt
Organism: Drosophila innubila
Lineage: Eukaryota; Metazoa; Arthropoda; Insecta; Diptera; Drosophilidae
Product: serine-rich adhesin for platelets
Exons: 9
Coding region: 400-6072 (1890 amino acids)
Source: RefSeq, a predicted model, not a curated record
UUUCCACACCAGUGAGCCACACAACUGGCAACAGUGUAGCUACAUUUUAAACGCUUUUAGUCUGUAUUUUACAAAAUUAUACAUAAUGAAAGUGCAAAAAUGGAACGUGCUUUAAUGUGCAAUCGACAACUCAAUUAUAAUUGAAGACAUAAAAGCAACAAAAAGUGCUGACCAAAUAAUUAUUCAAAAUUUGAUAUGUUGCACCGAUGCAUUUAAAAUUGGCGAAAAUGUAAAUGCCACACGUAAAAAGGCGCGAACAAAUAUCGUAUGAAGCGAAGUGUAAAUAAAUUAAUGUGCAUGUGCAAAUAAGAUACAAAUACAAAUAAAAGAAAACAUAUUAAUACUGCAUAAAACAACAUUUCUAACAAAUAAAGAAAAACAAACAAAAGCUUAGUUACCAUGUUACACAACGUCGAUGACAAUGCCGCGACAACUGCAACAUGUACAACAUCAACAACAACAACAACAAUAAUAAUGGCCCCGACUGAAACAACUGGCAAUGGAACGGAGCCAACAAUUUCAACGCACCUUGCUAAUGCGACGGCGACAAUAGAACCAAUAACAGCAGCAGCAGAACAAGAAGCAAACGCAGCAGUUGUCGUUGUUGCUGCCUCUGUCGCCCCCGCAGAAGCAGCAACGGGAACAGAAGCAGUUGAGGGUCAAGCAACAACAGCAGUAGCAAUGACAGUGACAGCUAACAAUGCAGCUACGCUGACGACGACGCCAACGCCAUUGUCGCUGUCAGCUGUGGCAGAGCUCCCAGAAUUAGCUAAAACAGCUGAUGCUGUCGCCGUCGUCGUCGUUGCUGCAGCUGCUGUUCCGAUCGAAGCUGAGGCCACACUCGAUGUUCAGAUGCGUACGCAGCAACAACAGAAAAUCAAAAUUUAUCAAGGCGCCAAACAGAGCGCAAUAUGGAGAACCGAUUCUCUCGCAUCCAAUGCGAGCUCAGGCAGCCGAAGUGACGGCGGCUCAACUGAAAUUGUUUCGUGCAGAGUCAGUGGCAGCAGUGGCAGCAGCAGAGGCAGUGGCGGCGGCUAUGCAACAGCGCCCAGUCUGUUGCAGCGCAAGUUCUCCGAUAGCUCAUUCACAUCAACAGCGAUGCCGCGUCGCGUGUCAUUCCCGGAGAGUGAUAAGGAGCUUGUCACUGGAUACCUAGAGCCGGCAAAUCCAUGGGAACAAGCCUGCCAGGUGUCGAGUAUUGCCGAGAUCUCUGAGCUAUAUGUGAAGUCUUGUCGUAAGCAUCUCGCAAAGCCAAUGCAACACAUGCUGGACCAUCUAAAGGCCCUGGAUUUGCACCUGACACGACAGCCUUUGCUAUCCCUUAAGGGAAUUAAACUGAAGCCCAACGAUUGUGAACCCCUCGAGGAGAUCUUUAAGCGGGUACAAUAUAAAGUCAUCGAUCUAUCCGAGUGCAUGUUGGACGAGAGUUGUCUGAGCGCGCUUUGUCAGAUGAUUGAAUACUAUGAGGCUGCCAAUGAAUUGGACAUUUCGUACAAUAGGGAACCAAUGACGGUACGAGGCUGGGGCAUUUGCACUUAUAUGGUGGGUCGCAGCCAGGAGCUGCAGCUGUUGAAUGCCGAGGGAAAUCAGAUAUCCAAAGUGGGAGCUGAUAAUUUGGGAAAUGCAUUGAGCACCUCAAACCUGCAUACGCUCAAAUUGGAACACUGUGGAUUGAAGGGACCUCCAUUAACGAGUUUUUGUUAUCAGCUGUACCACAACAAGAUACUGAAGGAACUGUGGCUGGGCUACAAUGAUUUGGAUUGCACGGAUGCGGAGCACAUUGCGGGCAUGUUGCGUUUCAACUACAGCAUUGAGUUGAUCGACAUCAGCAAUAACAAUAUACGCGAUGAGGGUGUCAUGUAUCUGGUGCAGGCUCUCAUCCUACAAGCCACAGAUCUGGAACGUCGCAGUGGUUUGCCUUUGCAACGUGCCCGAGCCAUUGAGGAUGACGAUCCAGUUUCACCAGUGGAAUCAACGUCGCCUGUGGACCUUCCAACUCUCAGCGAUAGUUCAGAACAUGUAGAAGUUAAUUCAUCCAACAAACGAGAGACCAUUGAAGUGAAGGAGACUCAAGUGGAGCAACAGCAGUCAACCACAGCAGCUGAUGAAGAUUCCAUUACAAUUGAUCCACCAGUUGCUCUGUUGGUGGAUCUGGAAAACGAUGGCGAUGAUGACAAUACAGAGGACACAGUGCGCACUCUGAGAAGCGUAAAUCAGAGUGCAACUGGACAAUCCAUGUUAGACAAAUUGCUGUCCAUGAACAGCGAUAGCUCCAGCUUGGAGGCUUCCUCAAAUAUAUCCACCGACACACUUGCUGCCUGCUGCUCCGAGGAUAUCAGUGAGAUGAGCAGUGAUAUCUAUGAUCCAAACAACAAACUACAAUUGAUAGCAACAACAACAUCGGGCACAGUAUCUAUAGAUGAAUCCCUUGCGAUGCCGACAAGAUUGGAGUUGCCAGCAUUGGACAGUUCACUGGAGCAGUUGUCUCCAGCAUUAACACAACAACAACAACAGCAGCAGCAGCAACAACAACAACAACAACAACAAAGUUCCCAAAACGAACGCAACAUAUGUGAUAUUACUCCCUCAACAGAGGCUAAAACCGUUGAACCCAAUGAAACCUGUGUACAGAAUAACAACAAUGCUAAUUGCCACAAUAAUACUAACAACAAGAACAACAACAACCACAACAACAACAAUAAUAAUAAUCAUGUAGCAACAACAAUAGUAGAAGGAGAAGGUGGAUCAUCCGCAGUAAAUGUAAGCGGAUCAGGAACCAUUUACGAGGUAACUGCCGAAGAAAGCGACUGCAUCAAUGGGGGACCAAGUGGAUCGAGGCCAUUGGACAUGAAUAAGAAUGGCAAGACGGGAGGAGAUGACUUUGAGGAUACGCACAGCACGGAUUCGGCAUUUGAGAGUGCAUCCGAGGGUGACAUCAGUCGACAUUUGCCAGAUGAGUUUAGUCGAUUGUCCGUGUCGUUGGAGAGCACACGCUUGGAUGAUAUGGCCAAGGAGAUGGCCAUUGAGACAGCAACCAUUGCAAGUGAAUCCACCGAGUGUCUGCUGGUGGCCGAGGAGGCAGCAACGCCUGCAUCCACACCGACGCCAACGCCAACUGUUGCUGGCCAGGUGCGGAUGCAGGCGGAUCACGCUGAGACGACGGCGACGACGAAGGUAACGAUUGCCGUCAAGUGUUUGACUGGGGCCAAGGAUAAGGAACUAAGUGCUAGUCCCUGUCCCAGUCCAACACCCACACCGCCACCGCCAUCCACAUCCCCGGGUGGUGUCAGCAGCGGCCUACGUCGCACCGAGUCCAGUUGCGCCUACCUCAAUCAAUCCACACGCAAUCGCUCCCAGAGCUCGGACAGUUUGUGCAGUGAGAAUUCGCUGGAUGGCAGCACAAGUGCCGCCGAUCCUCAGCUCGCCGAGAAGCUAACCAAGAAUGAUACACUCUCGCGACGGCAUCUCACAGAUGCUACGUUGGAGUCUGCCAAUCGUGCUCCAAGUGGCCUGAAAGCCUUGGCAUUGUGGAGCAAUAAUUUGACCAAGAAUUGUGGUCCCAGCAUUGCGGAGCUUCUCGCACGUAGCUCCUCCCUGGAGCUGCUCAACAUUGGCAAGAAUUGUUUGUCCAAUGACUUUGUGGCCACCAUCAAGGAUAGUUUGACCAAAAACACAACGCUCACCACGCUGGGAUUGCAGAGUGCCCAUCUCAGUGCCAAGGGCAUCGAGACUCUUGCCUCCAUUUUGACAUUUGGAGGAAAUAGCAAACUCCAACGCAUCGACAUCCGUGACAAUAAACUAGAGGUCGAAAGUCUGAACAUUAUUGCCGAGGUGCUCAAGUCCAACAAGACCAUCACUCAAAUCGAUAUCAAUGAUGAGCCCAAGCGUCUAACGUUGCCCAUUGUGCCGAUAGUAAAUGUAAUACCACCAACGCCAUUGCCCCAGGAGAGCAUUGGCAGCGAUGCGCAUUUGGACUACACACGAGUGUUGGGCACUGUGAGAUCCAUGUGCUCCCGGAAUGAGAAGAUGCAGGCGGAGGAACUGGAGUUGGCGGAGAAGGCGGCGAACGUGGGCGGCAGCAGCAACAGCAACAACAGCAGCAAUGCCAACAGUGGCAACAACAACAUUAACAAUAAACGUUGUCGGGGUGGUUACUACUUGGGCUCGCGGAAUAUUUCCUUGACAUGCCACAGUCGUCCGCUGGUGGAUGCAGCAACGGGAACUGUGACCGCUGCUCUGGCAGUAACCGCUAUGCCGACGCCAGCUGCCAAACUGGAGGUGAAACGGAAGACAAAUGCACGUCUGCGUUCACCGGGUCCCAGUCCGCCCACGAUAUCGCCGUCCUCGUCGCCCAAUCGCAGUAGUCGCUUUCAUGUGUCUCGUGUGAAUGAGAUUGGGAGUCCGGCGACAUCGCCAUUGGCCCAGUUGCCUCCACAGCAUCCAGUUACAACGACAACAACGCCACGUUCCGCCAGCAGCUGCAUGUCCAUACCAAUGGCAACGGCAGGUUUAAGUGGAAAUGGUGUCACAAAUGGAGGUGGCAGUCAAAGCAGUCUCAAUUCCAUUGCCGCCUUGCCGUUGCCCACCUCAAGCUCGUUGCCAUCGAUGGCAUGUGUGACAUCCUCGACACAGACCAUUAAAAGGUUGUCGGUGUCGCCACGUUCCCGUUUCCAUGUGUCACGCAUCUAUGAGGAUCCACAGACGCCACCAAUUAACUUGCCACCAACGCCGAUGAUUAAAUCGGCGCGCAAAGCAGCUGCACAGCUGGCGGAGGUAACCACAGCAAUGCCCAUAAGCAGCGUAAUAAUUGUGGAGCCAACACAGCCACCGCCCAAUAUAAAUGACAAUGACAACAAAGCACAAAAGAGUACAAAUGCAAAGCAGGAACAGGAGCAGGGACAGGAGCACCAGGAAAAGGAGGAGAACGAGCAGGAAGACAGCGCAAUUCAACAAAAACUAUCACCACAAUUGGGGAACAAUUCGCCCAGCACUUCAUCCAGUUCAUGCAGCAGCUCGCCGAUCUCCACUUCCUCAUCAUCCUCAUCCUCCUCCUCCGCCUCGAGUGCAACAACAAACAGCAACAACAGCUGCAGCGAUGUCAGCUCUGAGGGAGCAACCACAAAUGUUUCAAAAGCUCCUGCCAAGACUUGUCCCAUCGCUGUUUUUGGUGACAAUGAUAUAACACUCACUAAAGAUUCUAUCGCGGGCGUGGCACUUUCAGCAGCUGCCUCCCACAGUCAGGAUGCUGUGACAGCAACAGCAACAACAACCACUCAACCAACUGCGGCACGAGCUCGCAAAGCCUCUUGGAUUGCGAAUCCCACAACGGUGGACAAAUUGCUCACGCUGUUCAACCCGAGCAGCAUGUUCCAGCGUAGCUCAUCCCCGGAAUCUAAAGCGAAUCCUGUGCCAGUUGCAGUUGCAGCGCCACUCACAAACAACGCACAGAAUACAGCAACUACAACAACAACAGGUGGUAGCGGGGAUAUAAACGUAACGCUUCUACCGACACGAAAGACAACGCCGCCCUUGCGUAGCAAUAGCUAUACAAUAGGAGGAGGAGGAGCAGCAGCAGCAGCGGGAGUGGGUGUGGGAUCAGGAAGCAGUGCUGCAGAAACAGGUGGCGCAGGAGGCACAUCAUUCCUGGACACAGCGUCGAGGCAAUUGCGUGACUUUGGCAAACAAGUGUUUCGUCAAAAUCUUUCAUUCAACAGCGGCGACGUCGUGGGAGGUGCCUCCUCAUUGGAUUCCAGCCCAGCGAUGGCCAUGUCGCCAGUCGCGGAGUCACCAACGUCACCAGAAUUAAAUGCGAUGCAUAUGCCUUUGAGCCUAAAGCGUGAACUCAAGGAGAACAUUUCGCCGGAGCACACCAUCAAUGAGGAGACGUUGCACACGCUUCGGAAAUUGUCCCGAUCGGAGGAUGCGACACUAAAAGCGGAGGCAGCUGCUGAGCUGGGGGACAUUGAGAUUGUGAUGCACAGCGAGGUGUCAGAUUGUCUGGCAGAGGCGGAGCAGCAAUCACAAUCGCUGUCACAACCACAACAGCAACAGGAGGAUGUGGGACAGGCUUAGAUAAACCUAGAAAUCUAAGCAAAAUAAUGACGUGUGCAAUUUGACAAUGUUGAGUAGGUAGAGCAGCAAAAAAUUGGAUAAAUGUAACCAAGACCCACCUCAGCAUUACCCCCUACCCACCCUCCUCUCACUUUUUCCCACUCUGUAUCACCCCACCUCCCUUUUGUCCUUGUUGUAGAAGGCACUUUAUAGUUUGGGUUUUCCCUUCUCAACUUAAAACACACACACACACAUGCACACCCACACAAACUGUA